AUGCUAAGAAGAUCGGUAUAUAACAGACAAUUUCAACGUACAAUAGGUAACAUUUCCAAAAAAAGUAACCUGACAAUUGGUUUAAUUCCUGGUGAUGGUAUUGGAAAAGAAGUUAUACCUUCUGGUAGACAAGUAUUGGAAACAAUUGGUCCAAAACAUGGUUUAACUUUCAACUUUAUAGAUUUGCAAGCGGGUUGGCAAACUUUCUUAGAUACAGGUAAGGCAUUACCUGUAGAGACAGUCAAAACAUUAAGAGAAAACUGUGAUGGUGCAUUAUUUGGUGCUGUUCAAUCACCUACUACAAAAGUUGAAGGAUACUCCUCACCAAUUGUUGCUUUGAGAAAGGAGCUUGGCCUUUAUGCAAAUAUUCGUCCAGUUAAGUCUGUCGACACUCCAGGUAAUAAAAAGGUAGAUAUGGUCAUUGUCAGAGAAAAUACUGAAGAUUUAUACAUUAAAUUAGAGAAAACAUACAUUGAUGAAAAAACUGGCACAAGAGUAGCUGAUGCCACUAAAAGAAUAUCAGAAGUCGCAACAAGAAGAAUUGCUAAAAUUGCUCUUGAUAUUGCGUUACAACGUUUAAAGAAUAACGGAAAUGUCCAAUUAACUGUUACACAUAAAUCAAACGUCCUAUCCCAAUCUGACGGUUUAUUCAGAGAAGUUUGUAAAGAAGUAUUUGAAUCCAAUAAAACUCUUUACAGUGAUAUCCAAUACAAUGAACAAAUUAUCGAUUCCAUGGUAUACAGAUUGUUUAGAGAGCCUGAGUGUUUUGACGUUAUAGUCGCUCCGAAUUUGUACGGUGACAUUUUGUCAGACGGUGCAGCUGCAUUAGUUGGAUCUUUAGGUGUCGUUCCAAGUGCAAAUGUUGGCCCAGGGAUUGUUAUUGGUGAACCUUGUCAUGGUUCUGCACCAGAUAUCGCAGGAAAAGGUAUUUCCAACCCAAUUGCAACAAUUAGAUCAACUGCUUUAAUGUUGGAAUUUUUGGGACAUAGUCAGGCAGCCCAGGAUAUUCAAACUGCCGUUGAUUCAAACUUGAGAGAAGAUAAAAUUAAGACACCAGACCUAGGCGGUAAGAAUUCAACAUCUGAUGUUGUUAAUGAUGUCAUAAGGAGAUUAUAA
Molecule: messenger RNA, 1116 nt
Organism: Tetrapisispora phaffii CBS 4417
Lineage: Eukaryota; Fungi; Ascomycota; Saccharomycetes; Saccharomycetales; Saccharomycetaceae
Gene: LYS12
Product: homoisocitrate dehydrogenase
Exons: 1
Coding region: 1-1116 (371 amino acids)
Biological process (GO): isocitrate metabolic process; tricarboxylic acid cycle
Cellular component (GO): mitochondrion
Molecular function (GO): NAD binding; magnesium ion binding; isocitrate dehydrogenase (NAD+) activity
Source: RefSeq, a predicted model, not a curated record